Oenanthe melanoleuca is the source of this 3167-nucleotide messenger RNA. RefSeq names its product G protein-coupled receptor 39 (gene GPR39). Bases 395 to 1783 code for a protein of 462 amino acids. Gene Ontology annotation, molecular function: G protein-coupled receptor activity. Gene Ontology annotation, biological process: G protein-coupled receptor signaling pathway. The record is from RefSeq and is a predicted model, not a curated record. Lineage: Eukaryota; Metazoa; Chordata; Aves; Passeriformes; Muscicapidae. The transcript is spliced from 2 exons. Gene Ontology annotation, cellular component: membrane.
UGACUUCCUUCUGCUGGGGCCAGGACCAAAAGCUGCUUUGCUUGCUGGGGAAGAGACAAGUGUGGAAAGCAGAGCAGUUCACACUGUGAAGGGCUGGAGAACAGAGGCUUCACCCUGUGGAGAAAGGAGGAGGAAAAUCCAAAAAGAGCAAGAGGUGUUUGCUGUAAAGAAAGGUAAGAGCUGAAAGACUUUCCUGUUUGACUUACUGACUCAGAGGCUGCUGCUCACAAACCAACAAACCCCGCAGGUGUGGCUGGUUGAGACACACUGGUUAUACCAGGCUGCUCGGACAUGUGUGCCUUGGGGAGAGGGGCAAAGUGAGGAAGAAUCUGUUUGCUGUCAGCUUGAAAGUUGGAGAGGGCAGGAGAGCUUCUCCUGCACCCUGGGACUGCUCAUGGCAGGAGAGACACCCGCCUCAGACUGCUCUCAUCUCAUUGACCACAGCCACGUCCAAGAGUUUGAGGUGGCUCUGGGGGUCAAGAUCACCCUGGCCUUAAUCUAUAUCUGCAUCUUUGUUGCGGGGCUCUUGGGCAACAGCAUCACCAUCAAAGUGACCCGGAUCCUGCAGAAGAAAGGCUACCUGCAGAAGGAGGUCACCGACCACAUGGUGAGCCUGGCCUGCUCCGACCUGCUGGUCAUCCUGCUGGGCAUGCCCGUGGAAUUCUUCAGCGCCAUCUGGAGCCCCUUCUCCACCCCCAAGGGCAACCUUGCCUGCAAGCUGUACAGCUUCCUCUUCGAGGCCUGCAGCUACGCCACGGUGCUGCACGUGGCCUCGCUCAGCCUCGAGCGCUACGUGGCCGUCUGCCACCCCUUCAGGUUCAAGGCCCUGGCCCGGGCCCGCACCGUCAAGCUGCUCAUCGCCUUCGUCUGGGGCACCUCUGUGCUGGUGGCCCUGCCCCUGCUCUUUGCCAUGGGCACAGAAUAUCCCCUGGAGGCCAUCGAGGGCUACCAGAGAGCCAGCUCCUGUGUCAAGCCCACGCCCAGGCACUACAUCCCCGAGCUGAAGCACAACAUGACCAUCUGCACCAACCUCUCCUCCAGGUGGGCUCUGUUCCAGGCCAGCGUCUUCAGCGCCUUUGCUGUGUACGUCGUGGUGCUGGGGUGUGUCACCUUCAUGUGCCACAGCAUGAUGAGGGCCCUGGCGGUGCACAAGGAGGGCACGGUGGCGGUGAAGGGCGCUCAGCACCAGGAGCGCUACCUGAGGAAAAGCGAGAGCUCCGAGGGCAAGAGCUCCAGGAGGCAGAUCACUCUAUUCCUGGGACUGAUCGUUGCGACGCUGGCGCUGUGCUGGAUGCCGAACCAGGUCAGACGGAUCAUGGCUGCUGCGAAGCCAAAGCAGGACUGGACCAAGCCCUACUUCAGGGCCUACAUCACCCUGCUCCCCAUCGCCGACAUCUUCUUCUACCUCAGCUCGGUGGUGAACCCGCUGCUGUACAACAUCUCGUCGCGGCAGUUCCGCAGCGCGUUCCUGCAGGUGCUGAGCUGCCGCCUGUCCCUGCAGCACGCCAACAGGGAGCGGCUCCUCCGGGCCACCCAGAGCCCCCCGGCGCGCCGCAGCCGCUCCCUGCGCCCGCUGCUCUUCGCAUCCUCCCGCCGCGCCUCUUCCACCAAGGGCAGCGCCAAAGUUUUCCUGAGCACCUUCCAGAAGGAGCCCACGGCCGGCUGCAGCCCAGGGGAGCCGGGUCCUGCCCCAGCAGAUCCCAGCGUGGAAGAGGUGACCCUGGAGACUGGCUCAGAGCCCGAGCCAGGCACACAGAACGGCCUUUGUGAGCAUCAGGUAUGACUUCACACGGCAAAGCUGACGCUUAGCAAUGAGCUUGAAAACGUGGGAAUUGAAAUGACCGAGGAAAGCGACAACAUCGCAAAAGGAAUAACACAGAUGGAUUUGUUUCCAGUUAUGCAAAGGGAACAGGAGUUCUGUAUCCUGCUGGGAUUUUCAAGUGCACACUGGAAAUUCAAUCUGCUAACUGAACUCAUUAGCUGACAAAAAUAUCAGCCCCUCUUCUCCACACAACCACUGAACUCCCCUUGCUGUUGACAGGGAUUUGGAAACAAACAGAAAAUAAUUGCAGCGUCCUUGAAGAAAGAAAGAUGCAGGACAAAUCGGGCCAGGGCAAAAAAAAAACAAAAAAAAAAACAAACAAACCAACUUGCUUGAAGUUUAGCAGUACAAAAACAACAGAGCAAAUUUAAGAAGCAGAAGAGUGGUUAUCAGGUGUGCUCUUGGCAGUACAGCAGAGUUGCCCCUCCUCUUGGGCCGGGGCCCGUUGCAGAGCGGGGUGUUGCAGCAGCUGAUGCAGACGGAGUUCACCUUGCCGGGGGAGCAGAAGGACUGGUACCCAGCAGAGGCGAUCAGGCACGCGGCCGACGAGGCGCAGGACUUGCGGUACAUGAUUCCUGAGACACAGAACAAGGUUACACUGGAGGGGAGCACUUCACAGCAGGAUUCCUUCUCAAAAGCAGCUGCAAACCCAGUUUACAUCCCCAAGGCACUGCUGGUGCUCAGGGCAGACACCUCAGCACUGACAGGACCAGCUGCCCGAGCACCGCGGUCGCUCUGCCUGGCAUUUCUCUGUAGCUCGAUUCUGGUGGGAACCAAAAAUAUUACAGACCUAAUUUGCAUAAUGUAGAUCAAAUGAUGCAUUUUAUAACUGGAACUCUUCAUCUUUCAAAAUAAACUGUUUGAAUAGCUAUAGCUGAAAUGCAAUUAGUGAGAAAAUUAGUUUUGUUUCUAUUGCUGAACAUGUCUGAGUUAAGGUGUCUAAGUAAUUACAGCUUUCUAUGCUCUUAAUUUGUCUUUUGAGAAUUUUUUUUUUCCUUUUCUUGUUCCUUUGCCACACACAGACAAGUAACCAAGAGUAAAAAGAGGAUGAUUAUCAGCAAAACUUUCAUCCUCCUCCCUCCCAUUAUAAUUUUUUUGAAGAAGAAUGAGUACUUUUCCAGGUAAUCUCAGUUCUUGUUUGUCUUUGAAGUUUAAUACCCUCAAUAACAAAAAUUUCCAUUUCUAUAGAAGUGUCUUUCUUGAGUUGAAAGUCUUCCCUUUUUGAAUGUAAUUUAAGGUAAUUUUAAUUAAUAAGCUAAUUUAUAAUUUCUCAGAUUAUUUUUGACUGAAAAAAGUAUGUACUUUUAGCUGUUAUUUUACCAUGGUUUAUAAAGGCUUUAAAAUA